AUGCGAAGCACCUGCGUCCCGCCUGCACCACCAACUGCGACGAAGGCCGUAACGCCGCACUGCCGCAACGCUGUCCCACGCACCCACGCACUUCCCUCUCCCACUUCCAGUCUCUCACUUCAUUCCCUCCCCCCGGGCCUUUGCGCUUGUUCAGAACCAAAACGAGAUAUUUUACCCCCCCAGAAGAAGGGCAGACUCAGUGUCAUUCUUAACCUUAGUCACGCAAUCCCCGUCCGGAACACAGAAACUCCAAAACACACCCCUCAGCAACCAGAAACGUCCUUUUUACCGUCAUCCCAAGAAAAACCUCCAAGCUCACUGUUCAAUUACUUUGGCCAACGUCAACUUUUCAACAAAAGGCAAAAACAGAUCCCGUCAUUCUCCGUCCCCCGUCCCCUUCCGCCCGCUGCUGCCUUUGGCCCAGGCACCGACCGAACCGAUAGCCACAUUCCGAGACACCGAACCCCUCAAGGAACAUUACGGAGCCCUCGCCGACCUUCCCUUAGCUCCUCCCCGCCCUAUCCAUAG
This is a messenger RNA of Colletotrichum costaricense, 528 nucleotides long. RefSeq lists its product as uncharacterized. NCBI's taxonomy places the organism in Eukaryota, Fungi, Ascomycota, Sordariomycetes, Glomerellales, Glomerellaceae. The transcript has 2 exons. The record is from RefSeq and is a predicted model, not a curated record. Bases 1 to 528 code for a protein of 175 amino acids.